AUGACGUCCUUCUUGCUUGACGAACUUCCGGCAUGGUGGCGUCAAGCUCCGCCAAUCCUGCCCACUCAGCUGUCGACUGGUUCCACCACAGGAACGUGGGAGUCGGAGAUGAAUUCAACUCUGAAACAUGCGAAAUUCAAAGAGAGCCAUCAACCUCAACUCCGACCUCCAGCCCCGGUGACAGAUUGCGUUGAGGGGUCAGUUGUAAAGGAGGAUGCAAUAGAUGAUUCUACAAAACACAGGAAGGACCAGUUUGGUCUUGCUCAAAAGCAGAGGCCUCAGACGAAACAAAGUAAGGCCAAAAGAAGACGGCAUUUUCCGUCCGAAGUGGCAAAUGGGAAUGAGAGUAGCGGACUAUCCGGCAGACAAGAGCCCGCCAAAUCGGCAAAUUCAGCUAAACCUGAUCUUGAAGCGGGAUCUCAGUUUACGAGUAAACCCCGCAAGGAGAGGAGAUCAGGAAACACAGAACCACGUGAUGAGCGGAGGAUUACUAGUCCUCUGGAAGUGUUGUUUCAUAUCUCCAAUGCUAAGGCUUGCAUCUCCAGGCUUCAGGUGAGUGGGAGCCGCUUUGCAAUGGACCUAGACACCCAAAAUGGCACAACCUCUUUGUCUCCCCAUGUUGAAUUUGAGCUCCCUAGCUCUCCAACUUGUAUAAAAACUAAAAUUACAUACUACUCGCAAAAUAAUGAAUUUGAGCUCCGACCUUGA
This is a messenger RNA of Protopolystoma xenopodis, 708 nucleotides long. Lineage: Eukaryota; Metazoa; Platyhelminthes; Monogenea; Polystomatidea; Polystomatidae. The record is from the annotation of a GenBank genome assembly.